Messenger RNA from Equus quagga, 3749 nucleotides. RefSeq names its product endoplasmic reticulum to nucleus signaling 2 (gene ERN2). Lineage: Eukaryota; Metazoa; Chordata; Mammalia; Perissodactyla; Equidae. The transcript is spliced from 18 exons. The record is from RefSeq and is a predicted model, not a curated record. Gene Ontology annotation, biological process: protein phosphorylation; IRE1-mediated unfolded protein response; intrinsic apoptotic signaling pathway in response to endoplasmic reticulum stress. Gene Ontology annotation, molecular function: RNA endonuclease activity; protein serine/threonine kinase activity; ATP binding. The coding region runs from base 1461 to 3749 and encodes 762 amino acids. Gene Ontology annotation, cellular component: IRE1-TRAF2-ASK1 complex.
GGUGCCAUGUCCACACCCAGGAUCAGAACUGGCAAACCCUGGACUGCCGAGAAGCGAAACAUGUGAACUUAACCGCUGCACCACCGGACCAGCCCCUAGCUGGGUGGUCUUGAUGGAACUUGCUCAGGCAUCUGUGGUCAGCUGCUGGUCACCUACAUGGCUCUUUCUCAAAGUUGGUUGGGGGUUGGCUGGGCUUUGACAGAGGCCACCGGGCCAUGUGUCUCAUCCUCCAGCAGGCGAGCCUGGGCUUGUUCACAUGGUGUCAACAAGGGAACCAAAAGCAGCCAGAGAGGACAAGGCCCAUGCACAAGCUCUUGUCAAGCUUUGCUUGUGUCACAUUCGCUGAUGUCUCGUCAGCCAGCUCUGGUGGUCUAGUGGUCAAGAUUCGGCGCUCUCAUCACCCGGGCCGGCUUUGUUUCCUGGUCAGGGAACCACACCACCCCUCUGUCAGUUGUCAGACUGGCAGCAUCAUGUUGCUGUGAUGCUGGAAGCUACGCCAUUGGUAUUUCACAUACCAGCAGGGGCACCCAUGGGCCCAUGGUGGACAGGUUUCAGCGGAACUUCCAGACUAAGACAGACUAGGAAGAAGGACCUGGCCACUCACUUCCAAAAAAAUUGGCCAUGGAAACCCUGUGAAUAGCAGGGGAGCAUCAUCUGAUAGAGCACCAGAGGGUGAGCAGAUGGCACACAAAGGCCGGGCAGGGUUCUGCUCUGCUGUCCACAGGGUCACUAGGAUCAGAAUCAGCUCGACGACACCAACACAACAUGUCUCAUCAGCCAAAGCAAGUCACAGGGCCAAGUGCAGACUCAAGUGGGGAAGAAACAGACCCACCUAUUUACAGGAGGAGCUGAAAAGCUACCUGCACAGGCACACACACAGGGAGAGGAGGAAUCUGUGGCCAUUUUUCCCAUCUUCCGUGUCAGGACUCUCUCUGAUGAGGGCUAUUGAACAUGACUCUGGAUUUAUCGCAGGGGAUGGGGUGGAAUGUGCUUUGUCAGAAUUCUGACUGUGCCAUGGGAAGCCUGCCAGAAAAGUCUUAAGUAUGUGAUUUAGGAAGCUAUGGAGCAAAAUGAUUAAGUGUGCUGGUUCUGGAAACUGUCUGCCUGGGUUCAGGGCCUGGACCUGCCACUCACAAGCUGUGUGACAUUAGCCAGGUUACUCAGCCUCUCUGAAAAAUGGGAAUGAUAAUAACCGUACUAGUGAAAGUCUGUCUGUGUCUCUCUGCUCUCGUUCCUUCCUGGAACUUCUCCCUUGCCCUAGAAACUGCCCUUCACCAUCCCGGAGCUGGUUCACGCCUCCCCGUGCCGCAGUUCCGAUGGUGUCUUCUACACUGGCCGGAAGCAGGAUGCCUGGUUUGUGGUGGACCCUGCGUCCGGGGAGACACAGUUUACGCUGACCACAGAGGGUCCCUCCGCUCCCCGCCUCUACAUCGGCCGAACGCAGUACACGGUCACCAUGCAUGACCCCAGGACCCCGGCCCUGCGCUGGAACACCACCUAUCGCCGCUACUCCGCACCCCGAAUGGAUGGCUCGCCUGGGAAAUCCGUCUCUCUUGGCAGACGUGAGCCACCUGGCAUCCUGUGGGAUGGGCCUGCUGCUGACUGUGGAUCCAGGAAGCGGGGCGGUGCUGUGGACACAGGACUUGGGUGUGCCUGUGAUGGGCAUCUACACCUGGCACCAGGACAGCCUGCGCCAGCUACCCCAUCUCACACUGGCUCGGGACACCCUGCACUUCCUCGCCCUCCGCUGGGGCCACAUCCGGCUGCCUGCCUCUGGCCCCCAGGAUACAGCCACCCACUUCUCUACCUUGGACAUCCAGCUGCUGAUGACGCUGUAUGUAGGGAAGGAUGAAGCUGGCUUCUAUGUUUCCAAAGCACUGGUUCACACAGGGGUGGCCCUAGUGCCUCGUGGACUGACCCUGGCCCCCAUGGAUGGCCCCACCACAGAAGAGGUGACACUCCAAGUCUCAGGAGAGCGAGAGGGCUCACCUAGCACUGCUGUCAGAUACCCUUCAGGCAGUGUGGCCCUCCCUAGCCAGUGGCUGCUCAUUGGACACCAUGAGCCACCCCCAGUCCUGCACACCACCAUGCUAAGAAUCCAUCCCACCCCCGGGAGUGGAACUGCUGAGACUAGACCCUCAGAGAGCACGCAGGCCCCAGCCCUCUUCUUGGAGCUCCUGAGCCAGAGCCGAGAGGAACCUUGGGACCUGGAGCUGCAUCCUGAAGAGAAAACCCCAGGCCUGUAUCCAGGGCUGGGCCCCCAAGACCUGCUGGCAGCUAGCCUCACUGCUGUCCUCCUGGGAGGGUGGAUUCUCUUCCUGAUAAGGCAGCAGCAGCAGCUGGAGGAGAAGCAGCAGCAGGACCCCCCGGCACCUGCCAGCCCUUCUCACAUCUCACAGGAUGCUCAGUCUCAGCUCUUGGGCACCACCUCACAGGACCUGCUGAGCCUCCAAAGCCCCUCCGAGCAAGUCCAGCCACUUGAAGACCCUGAAGCUGAGCCGCUCACCGUGGUGGGGAAGAUUUCCUUCAACCCCAGGGACGUGCUGGGCCGCGGGGCAGGCGGGACGUUCGUCUUCCGGGGACAGUUCGAGGGGCGGGCAGUGGCUGUCAAGCGGCUCCUCCGUGAAUGCUUCAGCCUGGUCCGGCGGGAGGUCCAGCUGCUGCAAGAGUCGGACAGGCACCCCAAUGUGCUCCGUUACUUCUGUACCGAGCGGGGACCCCAGUUCCACUACAUUGCCCUGGAGCUCUGCCAGGCCUCGUUGCAGGAGUACGUGGAAAACCCAGAGCUGGACCGCUGGGGCCUGGAGCCUGAGAUGGUGCUGCAGCAGCUGAUGUCCGGCCUGGCCCACCUGCAUUCCUUACACAUAGUGCACCGGGACCUGAAGCCGGGCAAUGUUCUCAUCGCGGGGCCCGACAGCCUGGGCCGAGGCAGGGUGGUCCUCUCAGACUUCGGCCUCUGCAAGAAGCUGCUGGCCGGCCGCCACAGCUUCAGCCUCCGCUCUGGCAUCCCGGGCACGGAAGGCUGGAUGGCCCCCGAGCUCCUACAGCUCCUGCCCCCAGACAGCCCUACCAGCGCAGUGGACAUCUUCUCCGCAGGCUGCAUUUUCUACUACGUGCUUUCCGGUGGCAGCCACCCCUUUGGAGAGAGUCUUUAUCGCCAGGCAAACAUCCUUGCAGGGGCUCCCUGUCUGGCUCACCUGGAGGAAGAGGCCCAUGACAAGGUCGUUGGGCGGAACCUGGUUGAGGCCAUGUUGAGCCCGCUGCCACAGGCACGGCCCUCUGCGUACCAGGUGCUGGCCCACCCCUUCUUCUGGAGCCGAGCCAAGCAGCUCCAGUUCUUCCAGGACAUAAGCGACUGGCUGGAGAAGGAGUCUGAGCAGGGGCCCCUGGUGAUGGCACUGGAGGCGGGAGGCUCCAAGGUGGUCCGGGGCAACUGGCACAAGCACAUCUCGCUGCCGCUGCAGACAGAUCUGAGAAGAUUCCGGACGUACAAAGGGACAUCCGUGCGAGACCUGCUCCGCGCUAUGAGGAACAAGAAACACCACUACAGGGAGCUCCCGGUUGAGGUACGGCAGGCACUCGGCCGCAUCCCCGACAGCUUCGUCCAGUACUUCACAAACCGCUUCCCGCGGCUGCUCCUCCACACGCACCAUGCCAUGAGGAGCUGCGCCUCCGAAAGCCUCUUUCUGCCCUACUAUCCGCCGGCCUUGGGCGCCAGGGAGCCACGCCCAGAGCCUGCCGGGAGCUGA